AUGAUAGAAGAAGAUUUUACAAUAACAACAACAACUUCAUCUUCUUCAUCAGAGAAUGUAGCACAUGUAACACAGUUAAAGACUACGUUUCUGACGUUGGCAGGUCUAUAUGCAUUCACUCGUUUAUCUCGUGCAGAUUGUCAUCUGGGUGUUGCUCUUUGCGCUGCCGUCGGAGCAUCGCGACCUCAUGGACAAAGUGGACAACGUCUUCUACUCGAGUAUCUCAUUGGUGGCCGGUCUCGGCUUUUGUUACUACGUGUCUACAGUGUCAACAGUGUAACCAUUGCAAUCUACUACGCGGUCAGUGAGAUCAUCCCGUCGAUAUUCGUUAUUAUUCUAUUCCGUAAGAUGCCACCACGACCUGCUGUCACACCUACCUACCGAGUCAACGUUGGACAUCGAUCAACAAUCGAACCGGAUUACUUUAAAAAAGAUGGUAACGGUGGCAGUGGAGUAAUUAUCACUUCUGGUGGUGGUGGUGACUAUAGUCGUGAUAGUCGUGGCAGUCGUGGUGGUCACAGUCAGAGUGGUGUUGUUUGA
This is a messenger RNA of Heterostelium album PN500, 540 nucleotides long. RefSeq lists its product as uncharacterized. Lineage: Eukaryota; Evosea; Eumycetozoa; Acytosteliales; Acytosteliaceae. Bases 1 to 540 code for a protein of 179 amino acids. The record is from RefSeq and is a predicted model, not a curated record. The transcript has 4 exons.